This is a messenger RNA of Aureobasidium namibiae CBS 147.97, 1116 nucleotides long. RefSeq lists its product as uncharacterized. The coding region runs from base 1 to 1116 and encodes 371 amino acids. The transcript is spliced from 6 exons. The record is from RefSeq and is a predicted model, not a curated record. Lineage: Eukaryota; Fungi; Ascomycota; Dothideomycetes; Dothideales; Saccotheciaceae.
AUGAAUCUGACGACCGUCAACGGUGCUCCUCUACCACCAGGAACUUACUAUUUCUCGCGGAUCAGCGACACAGAUCAUGCUGGCUAUGUCUGGAUUGUCGCAUUACUCUCCUUGAUUUAUCCCUUCGGUACUUUGUUAGUACGACUAAAUGUUAGGUGGGGUCUGUAUGGUUCUGACGAUUGGGCAUUGCUGGUAGCGACACUCGUUGCUUCGUGCCAACACAUCCCGGUCUUCGUCGGGUUAAAGGCAGGAUUUGGCCAGUCGAGCAAAGUACUUGAACGGGAGCAAAUACCAAACAUCGAUGAAGCACUCUAUGCAGCAGAAGUACUCUUCAUCUUCGCACAUACGUUGUCGAAAGUAUCUCUUGCCUUGUUCGUCAGGCGGCUCUUCACCCAUAACAGGACGCUCAACGCCAUCUUGUGCUGGUCCUUGCUGGGCAUCACAAUCGCUUGGGGUGUCAUCUGUGUCUUCGUGCUUUUUAUCAACUGCUCACCACACCACUUCUUCUCUUCUGAAGCAGCCAAAUGUCCAUCCUAUCUUGCCCGAUGGCGGGCUGUGACAGCAUUCGAUAUCAUCACAGAAGUCGGGCUCAUGGUCGUUCCUUCCUACCUGGUCUCAGGUGUCAUGAUAGGCUCGCGGCCCAAGCUGCUCGUCAUGGUCGCAUUCGCAUCGAGACUUGUGAGCGUUGGCUUCUCGGCUGAGCAUCUGCGACGGCUCUCGCGAACGGUCGAUGCGGAUGACAAGGGGAUGUCUUUCAUACUACCUGCCAUCUGGAUCCAAAUAUGGCUGGCGUGGUCGCUGAUAAGCGCAUCGAUUCCUUCGUUCCGAUCAUUCAUGAAGCCGUUCGACAACAUCAGCAUCGCAAAGACGGACGACUCACACAGUGCUUCGCGAUCCGAAGUCAAUGGCGCAUAUCUCAUGAUGGGACCCCUCAAGUCCAGUCAUCGAAGUCACGUCGCGUCAGGGCGAUCGGCGGCAUCUCUAGGCACAAGGACGUCGGUGCACCAUGCACAUCGGGAUCGAGGUGUUGACGAGAACCAAUCCAUCAGCUCAGAGACAGGCAUAAUCCGCAAAGAAGUGGAGUGGGUAAUUAGCCAUGAUCGCGAGCCGCUGUGA